Papilio machaon (common yellow swallowtail) is the source of this 1038-nucleotide messenger RNA. RefSeq names its product thioredoxin domain-containing protein 15 (gene bug). NCBI's taxonomy places the organism in Eukaryota, Metazoa, Arthropoda, Insecta, Lepidoptera, Papilionidae. Gene Ontology annotation, biological process: cilium assembly. Gene Ontology annotation, cellular component: cilium. The transcript is spliced from 2 exons. The record is from RefSeq and is a predicted model, not a curated record. The coding region runs from base 125 to 1000 and encodes 291 amino acids.
ACAGUGACGGAUGACAGUCAACUUUGAUUUUUAAAUUCUAAAUCAAAAAUUAUAAUUUGUAAAUAAAUUGUGGUUUGUGAGCUCGAUUUAUAAGUGAUUUAUAAGAAGUUUAAAAAUAUAUAACAUGACUCGGAGAAGUAGGCUAUUGUUUACUCUGAUACUUGUAAUCUGUUUGCCAAUAAUAACCAACCAGUUUGAUGUUGAUGAAGAAACAAUUGAUACAAUAGAGAAUGAAGAGGAACCGGAUAUUCCAAAUGUUGAUGAAUCAGAAUCAUUGCUUUCAAAUGUUGUUUCCGAUGUUAACAAAACAUUAACAAACCUCUACAACCAUGUAACAUCUGCAAAUGUCACUGCAGAAAACAGAACAAACACAGCAAACGAGACUCGGAAACUUGUUAAAUGCAAGGAGAUUUUAUAUGAAGGGACUGAAGAAAUAGAGGUGGAAAUUAUAAACGGAACACACUUAGCUAAGCUAUUGCAAGUGAAACCGGAUAUAACUAGUCGGGAUACAGAAGCCGAUUGUGUCUUAGUAUUAUUUUAUGCGAGAGCUUGUCCCUUUAGUGCUCAUGCUGCACCACAUUUCAAUGCUUUAGCCAGAUCUUAUCCUAAUAUAAAGAUGGUGGCAUUAGAUGCUUUAAAAUACCAUGGAAUUAAUGCUCAAUAUGGCAUAGUAGGUGUUCCAACUCUUAAAAUGUUCCAUAACGGUAGACCAGUUGGUAAAUUUAAUGGAACGGAAUACAAUAUCCAGUCGUUUAGUAAAUUUGUUCAUGCUAUCACUGGACAGUAUCCUUUAGAACUUUUGGUUACCUCUAAGGACUUCCAAGGCCCAGUUUCUAGUAUUGUAGAAAAAGAUACGGACUAUUUCUUAGUGUUGUCUUGGUUGUUCAUAAUAGUAUGUUCAAUAUACUAUUUUAUGCAGUCAAAAUGGUGGAACAUGAUAGUUGAGAUGGUUCAAAACAACUGGAGAGAAUCUGAGGCUCAACAUGAGCACAAUGACUAGUCUGAUAGACUGACAGUGUGAUAUGUACUAAGAUAAGG